This is a messenger RNA of Neogale vison (American mink), 733 nucleotides long. It is a transcript of the gene PTGES3L, whose product is annotated as prostaglandin E synthase 3 like. The transcript is spliced from 8 exons. Gene Ontology annotation, biological process: chaperone-mediated protein complex assembly; protein folding. Gene Ontology annotation, cellular component: nucleus; cytosol. The record is from RefSeq and is a predicted model, not a curated record. Bases 74 to 541 code for a protein of 155 amino acids. Gene Ontology annotation, molecular function: protein-folding chaperone binding; Hsp90 protein binding. NCBI's taxonomy places the organism in Eukaryota, Metazoa, Chordata, Mammalia, Carnivora, Mustelidae.
GGGCGUCCCAAGGAUCUAAAGAUAGUAGUCCCUGGCUCAGAGUCCAAGCGCCACUGGGUAGCGGGGAGCCGCCAUGGCAAGGCAGCAUGCCCGGACGCUGUGGUACGACAGGCCCAAGUACGUGUUCAUGGAGUUUUGUGUUGAGGACAGCACCGAUGUCGAUGUGCUCAUCGAAGACCACCGUAUUGUGUUCAGCUGCAAGAAUGCCGAUGGAGUGGAGUUGCACAAUGAGAUUGAAUUCUAUGCUAAGGUGAACUCCAAGGACUCCCAGGAUAAGCGCUCUGGUCGCUCUAUUACUUGCUUUGUGAGGAAAUGGAAGGAAAAGGUGGCCUGGCCCCGACUCACCAAAGAGGAUAUCAAGCCAGUGUGGUUGUCCGUGGACUUUGAUAACUGGAGGGACUGGGAAGGGGAUGAAGAGGUGGAGCUGGCUCAGGUGGAGCAUUAUGCAGAGCUUUUGAAGAAGGUCAGCACCAAGAGACCUCCCCCUGGCAUGGAUGACCUGGAUGAUGAUUCUGACAGUGCUGAUGCAACAAGCACCUGAGUAUGGCUGCAUCAGAUAGCAGGACAGGAGAGGAGUAGGCUGUUGGGGCUCCUGACUUUCUACCAAUUACCUGUAAUCUUUGUGUUUGGACCAGUCAUCAGUUCUCUGUUGAGUAUUCAAGCAUGUGUAUUUACUUGGUAGAGCAAAAGCCAAAGAAGCAGCAGAUAGAUUGUAAUAAAUCUGUAAGAACUG